UAAAAAAAAAAAAACCCCAAAAACCUAACUUGGCCGAGAGGUCACUAGCUUUUUUCUCCCUUUUGGACGAAAUACUGAGAGAGGCACAGAGCCCCUCUUCUGAACGAAGUCGCCGUUUAAUCUCUGUGCGCAGAACUUGAUUUUUAAAUUGUAACAAUGGAAGAUGUCAUAACAGAAAUACCCCCACCUUCGAGAUUCUUUCAGGAAGAUCUUAACAACUUUGUACCUCCAUCUCCAUCUCUUCCGUUGCCCUUCCUUGUGCUUUCUAACCCCAAGCCUAAUAAGCCUCUUCGUCCAUCUAUCCUCAUCAUCGCGAAAUCUUCUCCAUCUUUGUUUAUCUUCCACCGUUUGUCACCUAAGACCUUAAUUGGAAGUCUUAUCCUUCCUGAGAUCCCUUUCUCUGGCAUCUCCGUCGAACCCUCCCUGGGAGACAAAACUUGCAAUAUUUAUUCCCUCAAUGAUGGGGAUAAUUCUACCCUGCUUGUAUCAGUUCAACAUGGUGUCUGCACAGAGAGAUCUCACCUUGUUGCAAGGUUGCUGAUAGGUGAGGAUAUUGUUCCUGAGAGGGUUCUAAUUUUGGAUUCAAUUCAGAGCCAGAACUUCAGGGGCAAGCUCUCACCAGAUGAAACAUAUGCUUUUAAGCUGGAGACAUUAGCAGAAAGAAAAGCAUUGGGUGGUGUCAAUGUAGGUUCCUCACUGCUAAAGGGUUUAGAGUAUUUUCCAUCAGGUAGUAUGAUUGAUGGCCUGGCUGCUGCUCUGUUGAGUCGGUGCCAAUUGAAGAACAUAAAGGGAACGUUGUGUGUUUCAUGGCCUGAAUUCGGUAGUUCUGUGGUGGCUCUGAUUAGAUCUCUUCUGCAAAGGAAUGUGCUGCCUAGCUUGGACUUGAGCUUGAAGGGAGAGGUGAAGGUCCUGCAGGAUCAAUAUGCAAGGUUCAAUCGAAUUAAGCAUCAGCCUUAUGAUACUGAAUUGUAUACAUAGUGAAACUGGGAUUAUCCAUUCACACACACAAAAAGGGGGGAUAGCUUUAUGUUUUUAUUCCUUUCUUGACAUUUCUUCUCCCUGUUUGACAUGUGCUGUCAAAAGUUUUUCUUUUGCAUAAAAACUUCUGAACUUAUUUCUGUUUGUCCUUUGUCUUACAUGUAAUGACCAAUGUGUGUUAGAAUUACAUUGAAACAAUCUGACGCCUAUGGAAAGCAGUCAUCUGCUUUACAAGUCAUAAGAAGUUAAAAUCUGAUUGCACAUUUGCCUAAAUUAUUUGUUGUUGAUGUU
This is a messenger RNA of Durio zibethinus, 1269 nucleotides long. RefSeq lists its product as uncharacterized. The record is from RefSeq and is a predicted model, not a curated record. Lineage: Eukaryota; Viridiplantae; Streptophyta; Magnoliopsida; Malvales; Malvaceae.